UGACAUACUGUAAGUUUGAUUGUAGGUGUUGUUCCAGCAGGUUAAUAUGACCUAUAGUUGUAGUUCAGCGACCUCUAGUGGCUGUAGUUGUAAUGACAUGAGCAAGCGAACAAGUUAGGAGACGUAGUAUAUAGGGCCACAAAGUCUGCAUCAGGAGGAGAAUGGGGUGGAAGCGACUGCUUCAGCUCCAGUGGGGUAGCAUCUUUUUCAUCUAACCAAGUGUUUGUGGUUCCCGGGCCUACCCACAUAGAUUGUGUGACCAAAUGCAAUGAAACCAUGAAGGUUUCAUAAUUGCAGUUCUGCCUCCCAGCAUUGGAACAAAUGACCAGAUGGGGUGGAAAGGCCGGAGGAUUUAUUGAUCACAUGUGAGAUAGCUAUAUGGUACAACACACAUUGGUCCCCCUAACAUCACCUCAUCAUUUCUAAGUCAUUUCUGCUGUAAUGUUUGUGUUUGUUUUUUUUUUUGUUUGUUUGUUUGUUUUUUUACUGAGGUGAAAAUGGCUAUAUGACAAGCGGGUAUGGUCAUAAGUUAUACUGUAACCACAUCAACCACAGCUAAAACAUACAGCUUCUAUGUUCACACAGGGCAGAUGGGGAUAUAGCAUAGAUGGGUGGGAGAUGAGACGCAAUGGAGUAAAAGUCUGACAACACCUGGUUGUCAGUUGUCGAAUAGCACAGACUGGAGGCAUCCAUAGAAAUGGAGGUCUUUAUACAACAGCCAUGUGGAACCACACAAACAGACUCUCCCUACCAAACUUUCUGGCAUUCCAGUCCAAUAGCCAGAUUGUUGGGGCACUGUAUGUCCAGCGUCACACCUGUUGGAUGGGGUGCUCACUUUGAGUUGUAUCUUAAAUCUGCGUUGCCCAUUGAAGCCUGCGUCUGUAAAAUUAUAGCCUGUCUUCUAAAUGAUAUUGCAACUUGGGUACGUUUGAAAUGACACACAGCUGGUGCAGCAGCCUGUUGAAGCCACAGCUCAUUUCUACCAUUGGGCAGUGAUUUCAUUUUGUACAUACUCGUAGUGCACAGUUUAGAGUUUACAUUAUAGCUCCAGUAAAUUUGCAUGCAGUUAUAACAACAUCGACAAGCUAGAGUUGGUACUUGUCAACUAGAUGUAAGACAGAAGAAGCCGUCUGACAUUGUACUGUAUUACUGUGAAUGCAUCAGUUCUCUGUAAAGUUCUGGCAUGGUAAAGAAAUGACCUCCCUUUUGAUUUUCACCUCAGUGGAACCAUUUUAUUUUUCUGUCCACGAUUCAAAGUCAUUAUGGUGCAUACACCCAGCGGAAGGUUUCUGUGUUCAGCAUCACAAUUUGAUACGUUCUCAGUCGGUAUAUAAGUGUGAUUUAACAGAAUAAACAAUGUGCCGAUAGUGGGUAGCUUCUUUUUCAACCUCUGACUGAUUUUGAAAUAUGCAUGUUAAAAUGUUCAACUGAGGUGAAAAAGGCCGUUUGCAUGCAAUUUACUAACAUAGCUGUCAUUAUUAUGAAAAUAUUCAUCCUUGUUUAUGUAACAUGUAAAGCCUUUUUUUUUUUCCUCAAACUAAUGGGCCAAAUAUCUAACAUCAACACCAAUGCUAAGUAAGUUCUCUUCAGAUGCUUUUAAGCUUUAAAAUGCAUUCCACAUUCUGUUAUUUUUAAGUACUAAGAAUCCAAAUGUAUAAUGUUAUUUUGUUUAACGGUUUGGUUCCAUAUGAGAAUGAUAUUUGUGUUGCAGCCACUCUAAACACCUUCAGCUUGUCACUCCAAAUGCAGUAAAUUUCCAUGUUGACCAAUAUUUGUAUAUAUUUCUUGCUCAUGUAAGAUAUAGUGCUGUUUACUGUAACUCAUUCCAGUAUGGUAUGGCUGUGGAUGCCUUUCCAGAGAAGGACAGCCGUUUGCUGUAGAGUCUAUAAAGUCGGUGGCACGCUUAAUGUUUUCCUUUACAGUUUUAAUGUUCUGUCACCAGACACGCCAACAUAUACAGUGCCUGCAGCUAGUGUGGAGCCUGUCAGCUCAAAAUGGCUUGAUUUAAACUUUUGAAACAAUUUUUUGAGCAUUAAACCCAUAUUUGUUCCAAUGCCACAUUCAUAUUAAGUUUAGAAGAGCCAUUGCUUAAACGUGAACAAGAGGAGGUGUGUAUUAUGUUGGUAAAGUUUAUUGAACAUAAGCCAUAAAUGACAGCAAGUGUUGCUUUCUGGGUCUAAUCAUUGUGAAUGAUUAUUCAGACGUAUAUUACCUGCUGUUUUCAAGUAGAUUUAUACACUCCUGUUUUCACAGUAUGUACUUUACAAGAAUAAAUCUGCAAAUAAAAUAGGUGAACAGAGCAGAAUUUUAUUGUCCUGUCAGUGCCGUGGCUUUGUCUCACCAAUAAAGUCAAUCACCACAGUAAAGACAAACGCACAACCUGCAGCAUAAAUCAUCAGCCACAGAUGUGCACAGGUUGAUAGAUGAUUAAAAGAGAAGAGAAAACUCGUACUAGGAGUCAUGAACCACAGUCACUGCGAUUCUUCCUUUGCAGACCAUAAAGAUUUGUACCAAAUGUCAAGGCGAACAGUUGAAUUACUGCAGUAUGUUUGUAAAAUGCAGGAAUCUUUUCAGUCGUUAUAAGUUACCUGGCCGUUUUUCCUCUAUUCCAUUCUACACAACCAUGACUAAACAUUUAAUCAAGAGGUGUUUACUGUUGUUUUUCUGGUCAUGAUGCUUUAACACGUUUAAAACUCUCUGCAUGGCAGCUUUAUACUUACUCAGAUAAACGUUUUAUUCAUUCUGUCAAAACAAAAUCUUAAUUCAGUCCAUUUCAACUCAGCGGUGGCUCUGACGCUUCCACGUGUCUUUUAAUGUUCAAGUCUUUUCUGUUGGUUUGUUUAUUUUAUAAGUUGGCAUUUAUUUUAGCGUUGUCACCAAAAUAAAAAAACAACUUGUGGGAUUAUCGUCGUUUGCUUUGUUCUGAAUUGUGACUUGUUGCCGUGUUCAGUGCUGUUGUAGAAAUUGUGAUGUGAUGUAAAAAUUAUGUAAGAUUUCCAAUUCACCCAAGCUUGCUCGCAGUGUUUGGUGUCUUAAAGUUCUGAGUGAAUGCAGGCUACUAUGUUGGCUCCACUCAUGACGAGUCAAAGUGUGUGCUCAAUGUUUUUUUUUUUAUGGUAAAUAGUUGUGUGUUAUUUGAGAAUUGUUUAGUAUGUUAUGUUCUAAAAUCUGCACUAUGUCUUGCAUCUCAAAGACGACAAAUGCCCUGUGAUUUGAUUUGUUUUUGUCUUUAUUUUCAUUCAUCUCUGAAUGACUCUGGCCUCUGUUUAACGUCCUUAAAACUGGAAUGUUGCACAUUUAGUGCCUUUUACAUUUCAUCAGCUAACUUGAACAUCUGCUCAGAAUAGAAAAGAUAAGAUUCAUUUAUUUUUCUUUUAUUGUAUGUAUUUUUUUAUACAUAUAUCGCCUCUGUAUCCACUGUUCAAAUUUUAUAUAAAACCUAUUCCUGGCCAAUUAUAUGCAUUUUUUUUUUGUUUCUGAUUAUUAUAUUCUCACCAGAUUAAGAAGUUUCUUUCCUUUCAAGAUGAUGAUUAAAACAUCAAGCUGGAAAUAGAAACCAGGAAACAAGAAGAAGAAAUAAAGACUUCAUACAUCUUCCCUGAUAAGAGUGAUGCUACAUGGAAAGGGAAACAAAAAGUCUGGGAAUCCCGGUAAACAAGGGACAAUCCCCCAAGGAAAUCUUCAUCAUGUGGUGUCCUUUAAUUGUAAUAUGAUGCGGUGAGGUGUGUGGUUAUUUGUGAGCUGAAAACAUAAUGAAGUAUGAAGGGAUGAUGAAUGUGAAACCAAUGCUACGAAUGUACAAGACACUGGACUAAAGUGAUCAGCACCAUGGCCACCUUCCAGCUGCUCUUCCUGCUGUUGGUCAGCUGCGUGGUCAGCCUUCACCACCACCUCUCUCCAUGCCAAAUUGUCCAGAUGGAUGUGUUUUGCAGUGAUCUGGACCUCAGGAGUGCACCAGUCGACCUUCCUCAUGGUGUCCAAACGCUGGACCUUUCUUGUAACCACGUGCUAAAUCUCACAGAGGAAACUCUAGCGUAUCGUACCCGCUUCCAUCAUCUAAAUCUUCACUCUAACAAGAUCCACUUCAUCCAGCCAGGGCUCUUUAAAGACAUGCCUGACCUAAAAGUCCUGGAUUUGUCCAAGAAUCAUCUGAAUGUUUUUGCUCUCUCUAAAUUCAAUGUUGGGCCUCUUACAGCUGUAGAGUCACUUGAUCUUUCAAGCAACGGGCUGUACACAGGGAUGUCAGACUAUUUCCUGGCUGAUUCUCCCUCACUGGUGACCCUUUCUCUGAACAGCAAUAGCAUCACCAAAAUAGCACAAAAUACUUUCAGUGGAUCCUUGUCUUUGAAAAAAAUCAGCCUCCACAAUAAUGUCAUCUUGGAGAUUGAAGAUGGAGCUUUUGACUCCUUGAAUCUUCUGACUGAACUUGAUUUGUCCAAGAAUUCAAUCACAUGCAUCAAAGACUUCAAUCUCUAUAACUUAAAAGUGCUUAAUCUCAGCAAGAACAGCAUGGAGAUUUUCCAAAGCAUCAACUCAACACGUUUCUAUAACCUCCUCUAUCUUGAUCUGAGUGAAAACAAAUUGCUUUACUUUCCUCUUCUGCCCAGAAACAAUGUGCUCGAAUAUCUUGAUAUUUCACGAAACCAGCUUCAGAGCAUCAGCACCUCAGAAAGUCCUGAAAAUAAUACAAAAGUUUAUUUAAAGCACCUGAAAUACCUGGACAUAAGUUACAACCAACUCAAAAGCAUACCAGAAUCCUCUUUUUGCUUUAUGCGAUCACUUGAGGUCUUAAAUGUGAGUAAUAACUGUAUUAACUCAUUUUCAAUCACUACUCAAGGCCUUCUAUCGAAAGUGAGGAUUAUCAAUCUCAGCUAUAAUUCGCUGCAGAGUCUCACAUUUGAGAAAAACACCAUGCUAUCACUGGAAAAUCUCUUUUUACAAGGAAAUGGCCUCACCACCCUGGACCAUAACGUAUUUCAAGGACUUCCAAGUAUCAAGUACCUGCAGCUCCAGCAAAACAACCUGAAAAUCUGUGCCUCAGAGCAAAAACAGUGCAUGCCAGAGUUGACAGAUCAAGACUACCAGCAUCCUCCCAGUUGUGUGUUCUUUUCUUCUGUUCGAAACUUGCAAUUCCUGUACCUAUCUGACAAUAAUCUGCUGACUCUGCCUGCAAAUGCAUUUGCCAACACCUCUUUGAAAUUACUAGACCUGUCCUGGAACCCAGGCUUGGACAUGGAAAAAGACUCCCUCUCUGGUCUCGAGCAUUCCCUGGUUGACCUCCUCCUGAGGGAAAACAACAUUUCCAGUCUAAACACAGACCUGUCCUCACUGAGGAGUCUGAAACACGUAGACCUGUCCACCAACCUGCUGACCUCUCUACCUAUGUGGAACAAAGAGUCUUCCAUUGAGUCCCUAAACCUGCAGAACAACAAUCUGGUCACCCUAGAGUACAGUACCAUGCUCACUCUGGAACGCUCAUUGAAAACCCUCUACAUGGGCUCCAACCCACUGAGCUGCUGCAAGAACCUCGGCUUCGUCCACAUGGUCCAGCACUCAGCUGUAGAUGUUCCCGACAUUGACAGUGUGACCUGCCUUCAUGAUGAAUUUUCAGAGCCAGUCAACAUCAAGAAAGUGACCCAAGAAAUGUGUCAUAAACAGAGUACCCAAAACUACAUUAUUGCUGUUGUAGUGACAUUAUUAAUUGUGAUGAUUGUUUUAGCACUGUUUGUUAAACGUUGCCACUCAAAAAAAAGAAAGCAUAACAGAAGCUUUAGAGCAUAAUGUGAAUGAAGACUGCACAUGCGGGACCUUGAAGGAAUUUAUAGAUGAAACUCAGUUGGUUUUAGCAGAAAAAGACACGAAUGUAUUGUAUGUGGUGUUACCCAAAAGGAUAGUGUGAAGCCUUAAUUUGGAUUUAUUACUACCAUCUUUUUCUUAGAGUGAAUCAAUCCAGAUUUGGGUAAUGUGAAAGACACUGAGAAGGGUAAUGCAAAAAGUAACCGCAAUGGUUAAAUCAGGUGUACAGACAGAACAAAAGAUGGAUUUUAUCACCACGAGUGCAUAUAAAGUCAAUGGAAAGACACGAGCGGGUGUGAUCAGAUGCAAAGUUGCCUGGGGUAGUGCAAAUUGAGGCAAAGACAUGUCUGCAUUUUCAACAUGAGAAAAAAAUGAUUUUUUUCCCUGAGCUUUAUGAAUCUACUACACAAGGGAUGAAACCUGAGGCAAAAUGUGUCCCUUGCUAGCUAGCGUACAGGUAACGUGUACACCUGGUACACUAGAUGCUUAAGGUGAAUACAUAGACUGCAUAUAAAGAUGAAUGAUGUGACAACUCCCCAGAAAUGAAGCCACCACAGGUCGAUUGCCCCUUAGUGGUGGGUGGCAGUAUAGGUCAUAAACCCCGCCUUCUCAAUGCUAGCAGAUGGGACAUGAGCCAAAGUACAUAACAAAUUUUUCCAAAAGGGGAUUUCUGUCAUUUUAGGUAGAUAUUAUCAUCUCGGUUCCAUGUACAAAUGGCCAUUUUUUUGAUGGUUGUUACUAAAAUUAAUUGAUGACAUAAAAAUGGCUGUAUUUCAGCUAAUUUGACAACACUAAUUUGAUUGGAGGUCUGAUAAUGCAGCUCCACUUCUGGUUGCUACUUCCAGUUAAAAAAAUGCCUUACAAAACAUGAUGGCCACCACCGUAUUUGUAAAGUUUUGGCUUCACUUUUGCAUAGUGGCAGGUAGUGGUAACAUGUCCAACUUUAUAUACAGUUUAUGACUGAAUAAACAAAAGACUGCAUAAAUGGUUCAGAUUUAUGCAUUUGCUUUGUUUUCUGGUUUGUAAGCAGCAGUGUUGGUUGCUUGCUUUUAAUAUUCAGCUGCAUGAGAGUUUAUUGAAUGUAAAAGUAAAAAUCCACACUAACACAUGCCAACACUUUUGACCAUUUUCUCCCACAGGAGCUUAUAGAGCCAACUAAAAUGCAGCUAUAAAAUGUCAAAAGAAUGGCUUGAGUUUUUGGGACAUGCUAUUUUUUGCUUUCUUUUCUGAAAGUUGGUUGAGAAGAUCUGUACUGCUCUUAUAAAUAGGAAACUACCUCCAGUAGCCAGCUAGCUUAGCUUUGCAUAUAGACUGGAAACAAUGGGAAAACAGUUAGCUAGUAAAAAUAGUUACCCUGUAUUUGGCUAGUUAAAGGAAUAAUGAUUAAUUAAUUUGUACAAAGAGUGUUAAACUAAAUUAGAUAUAACACAUUAAUUGGUGAGUUUUAGAGUACAUGAGGAGGUUGUUGUUGCCUUGCUGUUUCCACCUAUGCAAAGCUAAGUUAACUGCUACCUGUAACUUUAUAUUUGCCAUACUGACAAAACUGCGGUCCUGACCUUCUCAUCUGAUUUUCAUCAAGUACAUAAAUAAAUACACUUUCCAAAAAAUACUCAGCUAUUACUUUUAGGGUUAAAUGUGAAAAAGAAAAAUACAUCAGUGACCGAGAAGUGAAAAAACAGCUUGUGGGAGAGUGUCAGCACUGGUUCAGAUAACUAACUGUAAGAUAAUCUGAAAGUGGAACUUUCCUUUAAGCUAAAAAUAAAAAAUACAACACUACAAAAGGUCAUGAAACUAAAUGCUCUUUAUUCAUGGGUGAUGAAGUGUGAUUAGAUGAAGUUAGUACACUACAUGUAGGUUCAGGAUCAUAUGAGAUGACUCUACAUGAUCUACUCUACAUUCCUUUACCAUUUAUUUAGUUUGCACUUUAUAUUUCCACCUAUUUGUAUGAUUGUAUCUUAUUUUGUGACUGGUAACUAAGAAAGCAAUAUUGCUAGAAUCUGAAGCAAAUCCUAUGUCAAGGUAAUUUAUUAUUAUUAUUAUUAUUGUUAAUUAGGUAAACUGAAAUGAUUUGUACUAUAUUGUUAUAAGCAAUGCUUUGUACCAAAUGAAGGCCAUUUUCUACACAUAUAAAUAAUGUGGGAUAAAUUAUUUGUGUGACAAAAACUGUAUUUAUAGCAGCCCAUUUUAAGUUACUUUUGUCUUCACUGUACAGCUAAUACCUUAAAAUGUUAUUUCAGAUACACACUCUCUAUAUGUUUUUUUGUGUUCAAACACACAUUAUGGUAAUAUUUUACUCAAUGAUAUUCUUUCUUGCUGGGAGCUAGGUAGAAGGUUGAUACCACUCUUACUUUGUCCUAAGCUCAUUUUAGGACAAAGGCAGGAAACGGAGGAGAAGAGCUAGCCAGGCUCGGCUGUCCUAAAAGUCACAUUAGGCACAUUUUACAUGCUGUAUAUGAUAGGGGUGUCAAUCUUGUCAUCUAACUGUCAGAAAGAAGGCAAAUACCAUAUUUUCUAAACUGCUCCUCCAAACACACUGUGAAUGAAAACUAAUUGCUAACACAUUACAAUAACUUUUUACAGAAUUUAAGGAGGUUUAUAAGGAAACA
Monopterus albus (swamp eel) is the source of this 8402-nucleotide messenger RNA. It is a transcript of the gene lrrc32, whose product is annotated as leucine rich repeat containing 32. Bases 3829 to 5781 code for a protein of 650 amino acids. Lineage: Eukaryota; Metazoa; Chordata; Actinopteri; Synbranchiformes; Synbranchidae. The record is from RefSeq and is a predicted model, not a curated record. The transcript is spliced from 4 exons. Gene Ontology annotation, molecular function: protein binding.